Molecule: messenger RNA, 1278 nt
Organism: Fulmarus glacialis (Northern fulmar)
Lineage: Eukaryota; Metazoa; Chordata; Aves; Procellariiformes; Procellariidae
Gene: TMEM182
Product: transmembrane protein 182
Exons: 5
Coding region: 212-898 (228 amino acids)
Cellular component (GO): membrane
Source: RefSeq, a predicted model, not a curated record
AAUUAGGACACACAAAGCAACUCAUAGGGCAUUGGGAAACACAGGCAGAAAGUCAAGUGAAGAGAAACUUCUUCAGAUAUGAGCUAUAUUCUCCAAACAGCUUUUUAGUCAUUUUCCCAAAAAUUUUAUCUAUUUUACUGCUUCUUCUUAAGUAAUUUAAAAAAGUAGUUCCUUUUUUUUUUUUUUUUUUUUUGUGAAGAUAACUUCAAUAAUGAAACUGAGUGUAGGCAUAUUUUUUGGAGGCUUCUUUGCGGCUCUGGGGGUUUUGCUUUUUUUGGUGGCAUUUGGAACUGAUUAUUGGCUUCUUGCUACAGAAACAGGAAGGUGCUCAAAAGCACCUGAAGAUGCUGUGGGAGAAAAGGCCACUUUCCAUCAUGAAGGUUUCUUCUGGAGGUGCUGGUUUAGUGGAAAUGUAGGAGAGAAUAAUGCCAGCAUGUGGAAUUUCUGGUAUACUAACCAGUCACCUUCUAAGAAUUGUACACAUGCUUACCUGUCACCAUUUCCUCUUAUCCGAGAUGAACAGAAUUCAACGUCUUAUGACUCUGCAAUCAUUUAUCGAGGUUUCUGGACGGUUCUUAUGCUCCUGGGAGUGCUCACUAGUGUGAUGGCUAGUUUUUUCAUCAUCUGUGCAGCUCCUUUUGCCAGCCACAUUCUGUAUAAAGCAGGAGGAGGCUUUUUCAUCAUUGCUGGUGUCUUGUUUUCGCUGGUAGUCGUGAUGUAUGUCAUCUGGGUUCAGGCGGUGGCUGAUCUGGAAAACUACACAAACAUGAAAAAAAUGGAUUGCCCAGACUUUGCUGUUUAUGUACGCUAUGGCUGGUCUUUUAUGCUGGCUCCUAUAGGAGUAUUUUUUGUUUUGUUCUUGUUGGUAGGGCGUGCUAUUUAUUUACACUCAGACUAGUCAUACACUGCUGAAGGGAAUACAGGAAUCCUAGUGAAACUUCAUGACUGUUGUAAACUGGAACACGAUUUUAUACAUUAUUACUAUUAUGGCAAUCCUAAAUAUGCAGGCAGACUUCUGGAAGUUCUUCUGUUACUUGUUUAAGGGUAAAGGACACAAAACUCAAUACAGGAAGAAACCACCUUUAGUCUCAACUAGUUGGUUUUAAUUCUUUAGAAAGUACCCACGUGGUUCUCCAUAUGGUACUAUUAGCAGCAUUUUUUCAGUUUUGCAAACAGAGGAAGGCAAAAGUUUUCUGCAACCAAAAGCCCAACAUGAAGUGAGCCAAAUGAACAUUUUGUACAUUUGUCUUUUAACAUUUACUUUGUGCUUCUGCUUGU